Molecule: messenger RNA, 356 nt
Organism: Sinocyclocheilus anshuiensis
Lineage: Eukaryota; Metazoa; Chordata; Actinopteri; Cypriniformes; Cyprinidae
Product: DDRGK domain-containing protein 1-like
Exons: 4
Biological process (GO): protein K69-linked ufmylation; cartilage development; negative regulation of IRE1-mediated unfolded protein response
Molecular function (GO): ubiquitin-like protein ligase binding
Source: RefSeq, a predicted model, not a curated record
UUUAUAUGUUUCACUCAUGGUUAAAUAAGUGUAAAUGUUUCCCAAAGCUGUACGUUCCUCUCUUUCUCAGGAGGAGGAGUUACAGCAUGCCAAGGAGGAGCAGGAGCGGAAGGAGGAGGAGGAGUACCUGCGGCUGAAGGAGUCUUUUGUGAUCGAGGAUCAGGGAGAAGCAGAGGAGUUCAGCGAGCACGAGUCUCGCAACCUGCUGCAGGAGUUCAUCCAGUAUGUCGAGAAGUCUAAAGUGGUUUUGCUGGAGGAUUUGGCGUCCCACUUCAGCAUGCGCACACAGGAUGCUAUUGGCAGACUGCAGGACCUGAUAGCAGACGGCUCCCUGACAGGUGUGUGUGUGUGUGUGU